Messenger RNA from Contarinia nasturtii (swede midge), 1186 nucleotides. RefSeq lists its product as uncharacterized. The coding region runs from base 11 to 1111 and encodes 366 amino acids. The record is from RefSeq and is a predicted model, not a curated record. NCBI's taxonomy places the organism in Eukaryota, Metazoa, Arthropoda, Insecta, Diptera, Cecidomyiidae. The transcript has 3 exons.
UGAAGAGCGUAUGAAAGAGACACAAGAGAUGCUUCUGAAAAGCCAACAAGUGUAUGGUCUCGAUCCUGGACUACGUUUGGUCAUUGGUGGUGUGCGCAUUAACAAUUUCAACGAUCGAAAUAAUCGCACUGAAACAAUCAUUCGAUUGACAUCGGGCCAAUACCAAGAUAUGAUAAAUUCAUCGCGACGGAACAAAUGGCGCAAAAAGUUGACAACUGAAAUCGAUGAAAAGAUGCGUCUACAUCGUGAGUCAUUUGAUGAGCAGCCUGGUCCACGAGCCGAAGACCAUAAAUCAUAUGCUGAUCAUAUUUUGCGUCAUUUUGAAGAAAAGUUCACAGCAUACACACAGUAUGAAUACGCUUUGCAAGCAUUUCUCCAGUACAUUGACACGAAUAGAGCACUUGAUGCAUAUGCAACCAAGCUCAUCGAUGGUAAGCAAACGUUCAUAUUUGUCGGUGAUCGUUUCAUUGCGGCAGAUUCACCAGCCCGAGGAUAUAUUCGAUCGAAGGUGCGAGAUUUGUUCGAGAAGUUGAAACGUCGCCGUAAAUGUACAGUGGUCGAGGUGGACGAAUUUCGGACGACCAAAUUAUGUUCGUUGUGCUUCCGUGAACUUGAAAAACCGACAAAAAGAGGCAAAGUAAAGGAGAAAUAUCGCUAUCUCACAUGCCAUGGAUGCGAACCAUUGUGUGGAGAAAAUGUGCUUGGAAAAGCCCAAGGUACGAUUGAAUCACGAAAAAGCAAUCGCAAAUUGACGCAGCAACGAAAACAUCGUCCCCGUACUGAUGGUCCACGUAUGGCAUCAAAAUUUCGUAAAUAUGAAGAGAAAACUCGAAUUGGGCGUACUAUCACCUGGAAUCGUGAUGCAAAUGCAGGUCGUAACAUUCUCUACAAAGGAUGGUGUGCUGUUAUGAAUAUAGAGCUACAUCCAGCAUUUCAACGGCAUGUUGAAGAAGAAGAAGAAAAUGCAGGAGGAGGAGAUCCACCGCCAGCACCACCAGCACCACCAGCACGAGCUCGACAAUCAAGACGAGCAGCAUCCAAUCAAAAUCAACAAACAACACAACGAACAUUGCGUUCUCAUCUGGAUCAAGCGCGGAGCUCUCGGCCGUAAGCCCUGGGUUUUGUGCGGGAUUUCAACGUGGUCCUACAAUUCGCUACAAUUAGUAAGUAUUUAAAUUUAAUCCUA